CCUCCGCCUGCGCCUCCGCUGGGCUCGGAACGUCCCGAGGCCGAAGGGCUCCUCUGGCGGCGGAGAGGCGGCCUCUGAGCAUCCACAGAGCGCCCCCCGCCGGGGGCUGGACGCCAGGCUCCGGAUCUUGACCCAAGAGAGAAGGAGGAUGUGGGGAGGGGGGACCCAGGACCGUGGGACUGAAGAGAGGAGCAGAGGGAGGAGGAGGAGGAGGCUUCUGUCCCUCCCUUCCUCCUCACAUUGGAGGGGGGGCGUGUUCAUUGCGUGGCACAUCAGCCCCCCCCCCCGGCUGGCAAGGAGGGGCUAGCUUCCCAAGCUAAAUCUGCAGCCUUCCCCCCCAACAGCUGGCUUCACAAAGCGGGUUCCUCUCCCUGAAGUCUCCCCACAAUGUCCCCACCAUCUCUGCUGCUCCUUUUGUUUUUCCUAACCCCCCUGGAGGGUGGAAGCCACGCAGCAGAAGACGAUAAUUUGUUGGUCCUCACUGUGGCUACCAAGGAGACGGAAGGCUUCAAGCGUUUCAGAACUUCAGCCCAGGUUUUUAACUAUAACCUCAAGGUCCUGGGAUUAGGCGAAGAAUGGCCGGAUCGAGAGGACCAGAGAGCGGCAACAGGUGGACAGAAGAUCCGCCUUUUGAAGUCGGCUUUGGAAGCCUUUGCAGAUAAGGAAGACCUGGUGAUCCUUUUCACCGACAGCUACGACGUCCUCUUUGCUUCAGGCCCUGCAGAAGCCCUGAAGAAAUUCAAGCAGGCCAAGUCAAAAGUCCUCUUCUCCUCGGAGACUCUCAUCUAUCCGGACCGGAGGCUGGAGGCCAAGUAUCCCCCGGUCCAAGAAGGGAACAGGUUCCUGGGAUCCGGAGGAUUCAUGGGUUAUGCUCCCUACCUCAGCCGGCUUGUGGCCGACUGGCAAGGCCGUGACAGUGAGAGCGACCAGCUGUUUUAUACCAACAUGUUCCUGGACCCUGAAAAGCGGAGGACCAUCAAUAUCACUUUGGAUCAUAGGUGCCGGAUCUUCCAAAAUCUUAACGGAGCUCUAGACGAAGUGGCUCUGAAAUUCGAAAACGGCCAGGUGAGAGUGCGGAAUCUGGCAUUUGAUACCCUCCCAGUUGUGAUUCAUGGAAACGGACCCACCAAGCUGCAGCUGAAUUAUCUGGGGAACUACAUCCCUCAAUCCUGGACCUUCGAGACGGGCUGCACCGUUUGCAAAGAAGGCCUGAAGAGUUUCCGUGGCUUGAAAGAAGACGCACUUCCUCUGACCGUGAUUGGUGUCUUUAUUGAGCAGCCCACCCCUUUCCUUGACCAGUUCUUCAAAAGGCUCCAGCUUCUUCGCUAUCCGAAAAAGAAAAUCCACCUUUUCAUCCACAAUCACGAGAAACAUCACCUGUCCCAGGUGAGCUCCUUUGUGGACGAGCACGGCCAGGAAUAUCGCUCCCUCAAAGUGAUGGGGCCGGAGGAGAAUCUGGAGAAUGCUGAUGCUCGCAACAUGAGCAUGAAUAUGUGCAAGCAGAACCCGGCGUGUGAAUAUUACUUCAGUCUUGAUGCCGAGGUGGUGCUCAAGAACCCCGAUACCCUGCAGAUCCUGAUGGAACAGAAUAAGUUUGUGAUUGCUCCUCUCGUGAGCCGCAUUGGGAAGCUGUGGUCGAAUUUCUGGGGGGCCUUGAGUCCUGACGGCUAUUACGCCCGCUCAGAGGAUUACAGGGACAUUGUCCAGAGGCAGAGGAUUGGCCUCUGGAACGUCCCAUACAUUUGUAGCGUCUACCUGGUCAAGGGCAGCGUCCUAAGGUCACAACUAGCCCAGCGGGACCUUUUCCACAGUGGCCAACUGGAUGCCGAUAUGGCUCUGUGCCAUAACAUCCGUGAGCAGGGGGUGUUCAUGUUUGUGACAAACCAGCAGCCGUUCGGGCACAUCCUGUCCUUGGAGAAUUAUCAGACAAGCCACCUGCACAACGAUCUCUGGCAAAUCUUCAGCAACCCGGAGGACUGGAAGUUGAAAUACAUCCACCCCAACUACACGGACGCCUUAAAGGGCAAAUUGGUGGAAACGCCCUGCCCGGAUGUCUACUGGUUCCCCCUGUUCACCGACGCGGCUUGCGACGAGCUGGUGGAGGAGAUGGAGCACUUUGGGCAGUGGUCCAAGGGAGACAACACGGACCAGAGGAUUCUAGGGGGCUACGAGAACGUCCCGACCAUUGACAUCCACAUGAACCAGGUCCACUUUGAGCGCGAGUGGUACAGAUUUCUCCUGGAUUACAUAGCGCCCAUCACGGAGAAGCUCUACCCCGGCUACCAUACCCAAACCCAGUUUGAGCUGGCCUUUGUCGUCCGCUACAAGCCGGACGAGCAGCCUUCCCUGAUGCCGCAUCACGACGCUUCCACGUUCACCAUCAACAUUGCCCUGAACCGCGUUGGGAUCGAUUACGAAGGCGGGGGCUGCCGCUUCAUCCGCUACAACUGCUCCAUCCAAGCCCCCCGGAAGGGCUGGACCCUCCUGCACCCGGGCCGCCUGACGCAUUACCACGAGGGCCUGCCCACCACCAAAGGGACUCGCUACAUCGCCGUCUCCUUCCUCGACCCUUAGAGCCGCCACGGGGGGGGAGAAAAACUGGGGGAGGGGGGAUGUUGUUUUGGGCCAACCCAUGUGACCCCCUUGGCUGCAGGAAAGAGUGCUGGACUUCUUCCGGAACAGAUCCUUUUGAUUGGACUCUACUUGAUCGCCAGGGGGAUUGCCUAGAUUCAGUAGGAUCCCUCAGGGGACUCUGCCCACGCUCAACCCCAGCCUGCCAGAGCCGUUUGACCGCCCUGCUUCCCACCAGGGGAGAGCGCCCCCCUCCUUCCUCCCUGCCUCAGUUUCCACAUUUUUCCUUCCAGCAGCAGUGGCCCAAGGCGUGUCAGAGUCCAAAGGGGGGUCCCUUCACACCGACAGAAGGGAGCCCCUUAAAACUAUUGCUGGCAUUUUUUUGCAUGGCACCCAGGAUGGCCACAAAAAGUUUGGAAAUGGGAUCGCUCGAGAGGACAACGCAGAACAUUCGUGGCAUCCCUUGUUCACCUUAGCUUUAUAUUUCUCUCUCUCUCUCGGGAAGCCGGGAAGAGGAGAAAAGCUUGGAAAUUUUUCAGGCACCUCGGAUCCCGAUGUCGGAGCAGAGAGUUUUUCUACCCAUGUAUUUAUUUAAAAGUCGCCCCCUUUGUUCAGUCGGCCACUUCUUCUGCACAAGUUGUACAGAUUUCGCUAGGAGAUAAAUUUUUUUUUUACGUUAAACGUCUGACAUUAAAAAGAGUUUUAUUUUAAAGAGCCAAAUGCC
This is a messenger RNA of Crotalus tigris (Tiger rattlesnake), 3295 nucleotides long. RefSeq names its product procollagen-lysine,2-oxoglutarate 5-dioxygenase 1 (gene PLOD1). The record is from RefSeq and is a predicted model, not a curated record. Gene Ontology annotation, molecular function: procollagen-lysine 5-dioxygenase activity; iron ion binding; L-ascorbic acid binding. The transcript is spliced from 20 exons. Gene Ontology annotation, cellular component: endoplasmic reticulum. Lineage: Eukaryota; Metazoa; Chordata; Lepidosauria; Squamata; Viperidae. Gene Ontology annotation, biological process: peptidyl-lysine hydroxylation. The coding region runs from base 388 to 2574 and encodes 728 amino acids.